Zootoca vivipara (common lizard) is the source of this 6492-nucleotide messenger RNA. RefSeq names its product HNF1 homeobox A (gene HNF1A). Gene Ontology annotation, molecular function: DNA-binding transcription factor activity, RNA polymerase II-specific; RNA polymerase II cis-regulatory region sequence-specific DNA binding. Gene Ontology annotation, cellular component: nucleus. NCBI's taxonomy places the organism in Eukaryota, Metazoa, Chordata, Lepidosauria, Squamata, Lacertidae. Gene Ontology annotation, biological process: liver development; positive regulation of DNA-templated transcription; pancreas development. The record is from RefSeq and is a predicted model, not a curated record.
GAUAAAUAUGAACCUUGGAGAAUUUGCAUCGCUCCAAUGUAAACAGAUAGGCGAGGGUCCCUUUAUCAGCACUGACUCAGGACAGUUGUGGGGGGUCUGAAGCUGCUUUUUUUUCCUCUUGGGGAAUUUUUUUUUGUGGGGGGGGGGGUUUUGCAAAGGCCGAACCUGCUGCCAUUUCUAUUCUGCUCCGACGGGUGACUUCAGAAACAUGGUGUAGCAAACACCGGAAUCUGCGUCGGGCACGUAAAAAAAACAAAACUCGGGCCUUAGGAGAAGCGGCCAGAACUAAAAGACCAUGGUUUCAAAACUCACUCAUCUUCAGGUGGAGCUGCUGGGGGCUCUCCUGGAAUCUGGGCUGAGCAAGGAGACACUGAUCAAAGCCCUGAUGGAAUCGGACCCCUACCCACAGCAUGGCGACAGCCAGCAGCGGACUGCCAGCACGAUCCAAGUUGAGAAGAGAGAGUCCUGCACAGAACUCACGGCUCUUGCCAAUGGGAUGGGGGAGUCCAGGAUGUCCGAAGAGGAGACCUCUGACGAUGGAGAAGACUUCACUCCGCCAAUUAUGAAGGAGCUGGAAAACCUAAGCCCAGAAGAGGCUGCACACCAGAAAGCCGUGGUGGAAAGACUAUUACAAGAGGAUCCCUGGAGGGUAGCCAAGAUGGUGAAAUCCUACCUACAACAGCACAAUAUUCCCCAGCGGGAGGUGGUAGACACCACAGGCUUGAAUCAAUCCCACCUCUCCCAGCAUCUCAACAAGGGUACACCUAUGAAAACUCAGAAGAGGGCUGCCCUCUACACCUGGUACGUCCGCAAGCAGCGAGAGGUGGCUCAGCAAUUCACCCACGCUGGCCAGGGCAUUAUGGUAGAAGAUGCGAUGGGAGAGGACCUGCCAACGAAGAAAGGCAGACGCAAUCGCUUCAAGUGGGGCCCAGCUUCACAGCAAAUCCUCUUCCAAGCCUAUGAGAGGCAGAAGAAUCCCAGCAAGGAGGAACGGGAAGCCUUAGUGGAGGAGUGCAACAGGGCAGAGUGCAUCCAGCGCGGUGUGUCCCCUUCCCAGGCCCAGGGUCUGGGCUCGAACCUGGUGACUGAGGUGAGAGUUUACAACUGGUUUGCCAACCGCCGGAAGGAGGAGGCUUUCCGGCACAAGCUCGCCAUGGAUAGCUACAGUGGGCCGCAGCCCGGAUCUGUGCCCACCUUGGGCUCUUCCUCGCUCCAGUCAUCAACGCCCCUCUCACCAAGCAAGGUCCACGAACAAUCCCCUUUGCAGCAGCAGCAACAGCAGCAGCAGCAACAACAACAACUCUCCUUUUCCGACUCCGGCAUGAGGUACAACCAGCAGCCCGUCAGUGAGACAGAUUCCUCAGACGGCAACCAGCACGGGGGAAACAAUUCCAUUGUGACCACCCAGACUAUCUUGCACCAUGCUUCUUCCCCUGGCCUGUGCUCAGUUAGUUCUGCAGGAGAGGCAAAGCUGAUCUCCGCUCCGGGGGGCUCUCUCCCCCCAGUUAGCACCCUGACAGCCCUGCACAGCCUAGAGCAGAACCACACCCUGAGCCAGCAAACCCAGAACCUCAUCAUGGCAUCACUCCCAGGUGUCAUGGCAAUUGGGCCGGGAGACACGUCUUCGCUCACACCAGCCUUCACCAACACAGGGGCCUCCACGCUGGUCAUCGGCUUGGCCUCCACCCAGCCCCAGAGUGUCCCAGUGAUCAACAACAUGGGCAGCAGCCUCACCACCCUGCAACCAGUCCAGUUCUCCCAGCAGCUGCACCCAUCGUACCAGCAGCCAAUCAUGCAACAGGUCCAGGGCCAUCUCAACCAGAGCCCUUUCAUGGCCACCAUGGCCCAGAUCCAGGCACCUCAUGCUCUCUACGGCCACAAACCAGAGAUGGCUCAGUACGCCCACACUGGGCUGCUGCCGCAGACCAUGCUGAUCACAGACACAGCCAACCUCAGCGCCUUGGCCAGCCUGACGCCAACCAAGCAGGUGUUCACAUCAGACUCUGAGGCACACACAGAGUCUGGGAUCCACACGCCCCCCGUGCAGGCUUCCACCAUACACUUACAGAACCAGGAUGCCACCAUCCAGCACCUCCAGCCCAGCCAUCGACUCACCUCUAGCCCUGCUGUCUCCUCCAGUAGCCUGGUGCUCUACCAGAGCUCCGACUCCUCCAACAGCCACAGCCACCUGCUGCCGUCCACUCAUGGUGUGAUAGAGACUUUUAUAUCCACCCAGAUGGCCUCUUCCACUCAGUAGCCUGAUGACCACCCAAGGACCCAAAGUGCAGAGAAGCCUCAUUCGAAGCUGCCGCCACCUGCUGAUGUCUGCCUGCCUGCCUGCCUAGAAUGGAGGGGGCAGCCAGCUUGGGGGGCUUUUUUUCUCCUCCAGGACGUUGUGCACACACACACACACACCCUUGUUCCACACCCCAAAACCCUGCUCAAGAGGUGAAAAUAUGCACACAAGGAACGGAACGGACUCCCUUCGAAGGUGGUGGACUCUCCUUUGUUGGAAGUUGAAUGGUCAUCUGUCAGUGAUUCUUUAGCCAUGAUUCCUAGGUUGAACUAGAUUAGCCUUGGGGAUCCCCUCAAACUCAACUGUUUUAUGAAUGCCAAGAGGAACUUUGUGUCUUUUCAAACAAGAGAGGAAAGGCUGGCUGGCCCAUGCUCUUUGACUCUGCCUUCAGGACAGGACUGCAAUAGAAGCUGUAGCCCAGCUUAGACCAGGCAAGAGCCAGCCAGCCCUACAGGCAGAAGCAAGGAGGGCUGGGCUCCAGCAGCAGCAAGAGACACAUGUCCUAUACAUUUCAGCUGACGGGUUCAAGCUUCAGGCAGACCCUGUGCAGGUAGGCGCAUCUUGGUGCAAAACGAGAAAGAAAAUCAUCCUCUUACUCUUUGCUCCUGCUGGUCAUCAAGAUUCAAGCUUGCCCUGUGUCAAGCAAAUGCCCCUGAGGAGGAAACUCAGGAGCUCAGCCAGGCCACAAAGCCAACGGGUCAGAGCCAGAAACCCUAUGAAGUCUCCUGCUCCUUGGCCUGAGAAACUAGGACUUUGCUCUUGGCAGCCACAGAUCGCCUUACAGGAGCCACGUGUGACACCUUUGCAGGAAAAGGGAGGAAAAAGAGUGGCCCAGCUUCAGCUGUGAUUUCUGCAAUGUAGGGGGUUGGACUAGAUGAACUUUUUCUAAAAUAGUCUUUCAUAGGAAGAACGUAUGAUACAGGAAGCAUUUUCAGAAGCUCAAUGUUGGGUGUGGCAAGAAUUUGCAUGGGGCAGCGGAAGUGCCUCUUACUUUUUUGUGAUAGGUUAACAUUUCAGCCACACACAGAAGUCCCUCCAUCAGCCAGCCAAUCAAGGGCCUUUAGUGCAGUUCAGAGACACAUUCCAGCCAGGCAAAAACCACUUAAGGGCACUGAGCAAGGCCAGUAAGGAAUGUGACCUGACAAGAAUUAUGAGGGCCAGAAAGAGGAGGUUGGAAGUCCGCUUUCCCCUGUCCCUGCUACUGAACAAUGCAUUCAUACAGGCAAGCUGUGAAACCUAGAACAUGCGGUUCAGGUGCAGAAUCUGGUAAUGCGUGCUGCAUUCUAAGAACCUCACUUUGCUCUUACAAAACACGCAAACCAAGUUGCCAGUCCUCAUGGUAGUUAGAAAACAACACCCAAAGCAAAGCCAAAGAUUGUGUGAGCAAGGGCAUUGUUGAAGCUUCCAAUAGUCAAAGGAGCAGGUCUUCACACACAUGGAAACCUCGACCUCCCCAGUUAUCUCCACAGCAAGACCCCCUACACCCUAACCCAGUGUUUCUCAAACUUGAGUCCCCAGCUGUUGUUGGACUGUAGCUUCCAUCAUCCCUGACCACUGGUCCUGCUAGCUAGGGAUGAUGGGAGUUGUAGUCCAACAACAGCUGGGGACCUAAGUUUGAGAAAUAUUGCCUAACCCGAAGAACCCCUAGCCUCCUUUCCCCGCCUAUACAGAACCCCUUUUGCGGCAUUAACUGUUCAACACACCCUGAUAAAGACAUUUAAAAUGCAUAAUUUGCACCAGAAUCAGGAACCUCUUGCCACUGAGAUGUUACUUUUUUAAGUACGGGAUUUCAGUUCCUCCCCCCUCACCCCAGUAUCUCUCAUCGUUCCUUAGUUUGAAAAGAGAGAGAGCGCAUCUGAAUCCUUGGCCUAGCAAGAGAAGGAGAAGAUCUGAAAUGUGAGCACUCCUUCCUGUCCUAAAUCAUGCCAGCUGCAAAGUUGGCAGAAUUCAGUUUUCCUCCCUGUAUAAUUUCUUGAGUGUGGGGAUGGCACCCCUGGGGCUCUGUGAUAAUGACCGAUUUCUCAAGUGCCAUGCCAGAGUAGGUAAAGCCCUUUUUGGUGGCUAAAAUGAAACCAAAAUGUGCCACAGCUGAGAGGGUGGGGGAAGAAGUGAAAUCAGUAGUAUCCAAGCACUGCAAAUGGGAGGGGAAAACAGCACCCAAUGAUACCCAUCCAGUAACCCCCGGGACCUAGUUUAAACCAUCACCCUGCUUAUUUGGAGUCUCAAUAAAACAAGCAUCUCUGCCCAAAGUGUUUGCUGUCCCACGCAGUGCCAGAGGCCUCUUCCAGCCACCAAUUGCCUGUUUGGCUCUAUCUUGUAAAUAUAUUUAAAUUGUCAGUAAAUCAAACAGAGGGUGGGGCAGGAAUUGUUAUGUAUAAGACUUCUGUGUCAUGCUGCCUGUUUAUAAAGCUAAGCAAAGCUGUGGCUCAAUGGACUUUUAAUAGCUCCACCCCCUCCCCCCCCAAAAAAGUGCAAGUAUAAUCAAGGUCUGGUAAGAUCCUUGCCCAGAGUUCCAUUCCUAAGGAAAACAGAGGGGGAAAAAUUUUUUUUGCCAGUUGCCAAGAGACCGAGAGGAGCCAUAUUUUAGCAUUGCAUUUUUUAAUUUAUUUUUUAUUUUUAGCAAUCCUGGUGGCCUCCAGAUCUCCUUGGACUACAUAUCCCAUGAGCCUCGGCCAGCACGGCCAUAUUAUUUAUUUAUUUCCAGCACUUUUUCACCCCACUGUGUAUAGCCAAAGCGGCUCUCAGAGAAGUUUACACGCAAUCAAAACAAGACUGUCCCUACCUACCCUUAGGCUUACCAUCUAAAAAAACAACACUCCAGGGAAAAGGUACAGUACAGGGAAGAUAGGGUGAUCUUUGCCUGGUGAAGCUAGCAAUUCUGGGGUUCCAUUUCCCCGCUGCCCCCGCCCCUGCCCCAAACAGCACCAUAGAGGUGAUCACUGGUUUGCUUCAGGAGAACACAAGAGUGUCUAAGACGCCUCUCCAAUGAUGUGCUCAAGCCAGGAAAUUACAGUACCUGGCACAGCUGGGAAGGUGUGUGUGUGUCUGUGUCUGCUGCUAUUAACUUCACGGCAUUUGGGGCUGAAGACCAGCAGGAAACCACUUUAGUUCCACUUGAGGGAACCUGAUGCCUGGGGAGAAGAUCCUGGGAGAGGCUUUCACCAUGUUUUCCUUGGCAAUCCUCCUGCACUUUUAACUUCAGACAGGAUGCAGAGAUUCAGUAAGCAAAGGGGGCUGUCAGAACUCCCUCAUGUGAGGUUUUUUAUUUUAAAAAAUUGUCUUUUGGUUUUGCCUGCUGUGCUGCAGCUACAAUAGGAAGCUGAUGUUUGAGAUGGAAGAAUCAGACGAAAAGGUUGAUGCCUGUAACACUCAUUGCCUCGAUUGGUGCCCAACAACUACGCUGCUCGGAGGGGGCACUGCUGAGGGCACCUCAUGUCCCAGAGGUGUCCUUCGUUUAGGUGGGAUUUCUGCAUUGCAGGGGGUUGGGCUAGAUGACCCUUGGGGGUCUCUUCCAACUCUAAAAUUCUAUGAUGCUACUAGAAAUCAGGCUUCUAGUGUUGCUGCUUCAACCCUCCGGAAUCAGUUCCCAGCCGAAAUCAAGUGGAACGCCCAUGAAGAGAAAUUCUCUGUGUGGGGAACCUUUGGCCCUCCAGAUGUUGCUGAACUACAGCUCCCAUUAUCCCUACUUGCCGGGCCUGAUCGGCAUUGUAGUUCAGCAACAUCGGGAGGGCCAAAGGUUCUCCACACCUGACCCAAAACACCUGUGAGCCUCGUGACUUCCUCCCAUCCCCUACAUGGGUCCUUAAAACAGAAUUUAAAACUACAUAUCAGUACAUUCUCCACAAUUUUCAUUCAGAGAAUCUCACAAAACAGUUACACAAACUGUUUGCAUGUAAAUUUUUAAUGAUGAAAAUAAAAUAUUUCAGAAACAAACACCUAUGAGCCACCCAGAAGAUGCACACACCCUCAGAAAAUAACCCUUCCAAGAGGCACAGGUGAUAUUUUUCCAAGUUCAUUUCUAUAUUAUCCAAGUUCAUUUCUUUAAUAUUCAUAUUUAUAGCCAACCCUCUCCACAAAGGCUCCGGGCGGAAAGUUACUUUUAUCUCCUGCCAGCAAAGGGUUAAAGAACAGCAGCCUCUGGUUGGCUGUAGUUCCAGGAGAGAGAGUUUAAAAGGAGAGGCUUUGGAGGGAGAGAG